AUGGUGUUACGAUUGUUUGGACCACGAAGAUCUCGAGAGAUCAAUGACAUCAAAAGUGGGGGGGGGGGGCUUAAGCGGUCCCUGACAGAUAGUGCCUCCUUUCACAAUAGUGAGGCAGCAAAAAAGAUCCAGGGAGUAGAAGAAAGUGAAGACUCUAGCACAAAUGCUCCAUCCAGUGUAACUGAUGUGAAAACCUGUUUUUGUACAGUACAAAGACAAAACCAGUUUACCAUUUGUAACAUCUGUAAACAUUCAACACCAAGCAUAGAUAGGCUUGUGGCAGGCAAGGCACAAACAUUUUCUGCCAGUCAAACCAGUGUUCAGGCCGGUGCGAUAUCAUGUGAGGCUGCACCAUCACCAAUAAUAACCAAGGUCUCUAAGGAGUUCUUCUCUUCUUUUCAAGAUCAUAAAGUUUCCAGGAGUGUCAACCAAGAUACAGAAAAUUUUAACAAUGCCCAAGGAAAAGUUUCUGUUUCUUGUAAGUGGGGAACUUGUCUGUACAAAUGUAUUGAUGCAUCACCUCUUGUGGUUUGUGCACCAGGGAGAUGUGAAGGAGAAGUUUUCAUAGGUUCCCAUAGUUACACGUUCAUGUGCAGCAGACUGAGUGAUGGCAAAGUCCUGUGGGAGAGUAGGCUGGGGGACAGAAUAGAAUCUUCUGCAGCUCUCUCACUCUGUGGUAGAUAUGUUAUAGUGGGUUGUUAUGAUGGCCAAGUGUAUGUACUCAACCGCUUCACCGGUGAAACAAGUUGGACAUUCCAAACAGGAGCAGCAGUAAAAAGUUCUCCUUGCAUUGACCCCCAGACUGGGGUGGCCUGGGUUGGGUCACAUGAUCACUAUUUGUAUGCCCUUGAUGUCACAAAUAGGCAGUGCAUUUCUGCAACACACUGCGGUGCAGGAUCUUGUUUCAGUUCUCCAUGUAUAAGUAAGAAACCUCAUUUAGUAUUCAUUGCUACACUAAGCGGCCGUCUUCUUGCAAUUGGUGCUACUGAACAUACAAUACUUUGGAGUCAGCAGUGUCCUAAGCCAGUGUUUGCAUCACCAUUAUUGACACCCAUUGGUAUAGUUUGCGCAUGCGUGAAUGGGUUUGUUUAUUGUUUUGACUUCCAGGGUAAUAAGCUAUGGGAGUUUGAGACACAAGCUUCAGUGUUCUGUUCAGCGACUUUGUACCAUGAUGUAAGAUAUGGUUCCAAGAUCUCACACUGUAUUUUUUUUGGCUCACAUGACAAAUCUGUGUAUUGCUUGUCAGUUACUGGUGAGCACUUGUGGAGAUUUACAACUGAUGGACCUGUGUAUUCAAGUCCUUUUGUAGCCAUGAUUGAGGGAAAUAUGUCUUGUCACUCAAUGUGUAACGCAAGGCCUUGUGAUGAGCAUGACACUCAAUUAGCAGUGUUUGCUUUGUCGAGUGUUGGAAGCCUGUAUAUUCUGGAUUUUUAUACAGGAGUUCUUUUAGCUUUUUAUUCAUUGCCUGGUGAAGUAUUUUCUUCACCUGUUGUGUUUGACAAUCAAAUUCUCAUUGGUUGUAGGGACAACUAUCUCUACUCACUUGGAAUAUUAACCCUUUAA
Pocillopora verrucosa is the source of this 1563-nucleotide messenger RNA. NCBI's taxonomy places the organism in Eukaryota, Metazoa, Cnidaria, Anthozoa, Scleractinia, Pocilloporidae. The record is from RefSeq and is a predicted model, not a curated record.